This is a messenger RNA of Vigna unguiculata (cowpea), 2374 nucleotides long. RefSeq names its product sodium/proton antiporter 2-like. The record is from RefSeq and is a predicted model, not a curated record. Gene Ontology annotation, cellular component: membrane. NCBI's taxonomy places the organism in Eukaryota, Viridiplantae, Streptophyta, Magnoliopsida, Fabales, Fabaceae. Gene Ontology annotation, biological process: sodium ion transport; transmembrane transport. Gene Ontology annotation, molecular function: antiporter activity.
AACAAAACAUAAUCAGGUAAUAAUGUUAUUUUUGGUACUCAUGAAACUCCAUAGACCCACCCACACCCUGUUGCCUUGUAAUCUCAUUUUUUGAGGAGAACACCCAUUUGGUUGUGUUGCUCGAAUGACGACGUUUUCAAUUGGGACACACUUGUCCCUGUUCCAGCAUUUGCGCAACUCCAAACUUCCCCUCCAUGGUCUGUGCACCGUUGAACCUCCACCCUUCUUUGGCUCCUCUUCUUGCAGAACCAGAUUCACGGGUCCAAUUCCCACGUUGCUCCGUCGCAAUGUAUUGGCACGUGCUGAAGAUAAGGCCAGAGACCCUACAUCUUCGCUUCAGACUCAACAAAGUUCACAGUCACAGAACUUGACACCGGAAUCUGGAAAUUGCGAUCCCCUCUGUUCACUCGAUGAAACAAGCUCACAAGAGUUUGAAGAACGCUACCAGUCUAAGACUGAUUCGCUCAAAGCUGUAGCAAUAUUAGCAGCUGCUGCAACUGGAGCAGUGGCAAUUAACCAUUCUUGGGUGGCCACCAAUCAGGAUCUUGCUAUGGCUUUGCUAUUUGUACUAGGUUAUGCAGGGAUCAUUUUUGAAGAAUCUCUAGCCUUCAAUAAAAGUGGCGUGGGACUGUUGAUGGCUGUAAGCUUAUGGGUGAUACGGAGUCUAGGGGCUCCUUCAACUGAUAUAGCUGUUUCAGAGCUUACACAUGCAUCUGCGGAAGUCAGUGAAAUAGUAUUUUUCUUGCUUGGUGCAAUGACCAUUGUUGAGAUUGUUGAUUCUCAUCAAGGAUUUAAGCUGGUUACUGACAAUAUAACAACCCGAAAUCCACGCCUCCUCCUCUGGGUGAUUGGAUUUGUUACGUUUUUUCUCAGUGCAGUUCUAGACAACCUUACAUCCACCAUAGUUAUGGUUUCCCUAUUGCGGAAAUUAGUACCUCCAUCUGAAUAUAGAAAGAUUCUUGGAGCUGUUGUUGUAAUAGCAGCAAAUGCUGGGGGUGCAUGGACUCCUAUCGGUGAUGUUACAACUACUAUGCUGUGGAUACAUGGCCAAAUAUCUACAGUUCAAACAGUGAAGGGUUUAUUUGUGCCUUCAGCCGUUUCUCUGGCUGUUCCACUGGCUCUAAUGUCUCUGACUAGCGAAGUUAACGGGAAGGGACAAAAUUCUCCCAAUGUCUUGGCAUCUGAACAAAUGGCUCCUCGAGGACAGCUUGUUUUCUCAGUGGGUUUAGGAGCUUUGGUUUUUGUCCCAGUCUUCAAGGCUCUAACAGGUUUACCUCCUUACAUGGGAAUGCUGCUGGGACUCGGUGUGCUUUGGAUCCUCACAGAUGCAAUCCAUUACGGUGAAUCUGAAAGGCAGAAGCUAAAAGUACCACAGGCUCUCUCAAGGAUAGACACACAAGGAAUACUAUUCUUCCUGGGAAUUCUAUUAUCCGUUAGCAGCCUGGAGGCAGCAGGGAUUCUUCGAGAAAUAGCAAACUACCUUGAUGCACAUGUUGCUAGCAGUGAACUGAUUGCAAGUUCUAUUGGUGUCAUAUCUGCAGUAAUAGACAAUGUUCCAUUGGUUGCUGCAACAAUGGGAAUGUAUGAUGUCGUUUCUUUCCCUCAAGAUUCUGAGUUCUGGCAAUUGAUUGCAUUUUGUGCCGGAACCGGGGGUUCCAUGUUAAUUAUUGGCUCAGCUGCUGGAGUUGCAUUCAUGGGGAUGGAAAAGGUGGACUUCUUUUGGUACUUACGAAAGAUUAGUGGCUUUGCUUUUGCAGGUUAUGCUGCUGGUAUUGUUGCCUAUCUAGCACUUCAUCAACUCAACAUCUCCCUACCAACUCUAGCAGAGGUUCCUUUCCUCUCUGGUUCAUAAAUAAAAAAGUUCAGAACUCAUUUGAUUCGGUUUUCAUGGCAUCAAAAGCAACAUUUCCAAAACUAAGAUCUUGGUAGACAAGAAGUUAUUUAGAGGGAGCAUAUCAGGUAACUCUAGAGGAAAUAAAAACAGCUAAUCGUAGUUGAUUGAAUUUCAUUGUUUAGAUAAAUUUUGCUUAAACUUUCAUGCUCUUGAUGCAUCAUGUAUGUAUAUAUUUUGUUUAGGACCCUCAAGUACCUUAAAAUGUAUACAUCACCAGGAUUCAACAUAUGGUUCGGUAAACCUCAUAUUACCAAACACAAAUAGUUUGUAUUUUCUUGGAGACAAGUUUUGGUGCAAUAACCAGAUAGCUGCUGUCCUGUGUUCCGGAGGUCACAUCUUCAAAUAUUGAAAUUUUUUAAAAUUUAAUGUGGAUGUUCAGUUACCUCCAAGAUUGUAUAUUGUUUAAAAUUUAAUGUGGAUGUUCUAAAUGUGUAUCCAUAUAAAGGAUCAAUAACUGAUUUGAUCAUUUGGCUAGUUAAA